AGACCCCGCCCGCGGUUGGCCUGGCAACGGACUGCGCUCGCGACUCCGCCCCCUGCUGGCGGCGGCGCGGUGCGGGGCGGGUGGACCCGCUUGCAGGCGGCGCGGGAGGGCGGAGGAGGGAGCCGGGGCGGCGGAGCGUGUGUGCCACCCGCGGACCGGUCACGUCCUCGCGCGGCCGCCGGCACCCGCUUCGUGCAGAACCAGAGCGCCACAGCCCUACGCUCGCGGCCCCGCCCCGCCGGGUGCAGCUCGACCGACGCACGAAGCCGCGCCCGGGAGGUGAAGGGCCGGAUGCGAGGCAGGGAGCCGGAGCAGCCUGAGGCAGGGGGGCCUCAGGGAGCGCUGGGCCCUCCAGCCGUGCUUAGAAACAUCGCCACAGCAACCAGCGAGCAGACAGAAGUAGCCUGGGCAGACGCAAGCGGACAGCUUCCUACCGUGGCAGAGUACAGGGAAUGACUACGGCAAAUCAGGCCACACUGCCGACAAGGGAGGUGGAGUGUCACUAGAGGGGAGGGUGUGGUCUCUGCCCCACGACACUGAGCGCCAUGCCCACAGGAGAAGAGGUGCUGGGGCAGGGAUUGCACUGUGACACGGCCUCGCCCCAUAGCCAGUGCUGAGCGCGCCCGGGUCAGCUGCCUCUCUCGUCUGCCCGGCCCACAUUUCAGCAUCCCUCCUUGGGACCAUUCUGUUUGGCAAGGGGGAGAGGCACCCAUCCUGUGUCCCGCAUCCAGGGGGUACGUCUGCUGCUGCCGGACCAUGGGAUGUCGGCAAAGCUCAGAGGAAAAAGAGGCAGCGCGGCGGUCGAGGAGAAUUGACCGCCACCUGCGCUCGGAGAGCCAGCGGCAGCGCCGUGAGAUCAAACUUCUCCUGCUGGGCACCAGCAACUCGGGCAAGAGCACCAUCGUCAAGCAGAUGAAAAUCAUCCACAGCGGUGGUUUCAACCUGGAGGCCUGCAAGGAGUACAAGCCCCUCAUCAUCUACAACGCCAUCGACUCGCUGACCCGCAUCAUUCGGGCCCUGGCUGCCCUGAAGAUCGAUUUCCACAACCCUGACCGUGCCUACGACGCCGUGCAGCUCUUUGCCCUGACUGGCCCGGCAGAGAGCAAGGGUGAGAUCACGCCCGAGCUGCUGGGUGUCAUGCGACGGCUCUGGGCUGACCCCGGGGCCCAGGCCUGCUUCGGCCGCUCCAGCGAGUACCACCUGGAGGACAACGCCGCCUACUACCUGAAUGACCUGGAGCGCAUCGCGGCGCCCGACUAUAUCCCCACGGUGGAGGACAUCCUGCGCUCUCGGGACAUGACCACGGGCAUUGUGGAAAACAAGUUCACCUUCAAGGAGCUUACCUUCAAGAUGGUGGACGUGGGAGGGCAGAGGUCAGAGCGCAAAAAAUGGAUCCACUGCUUUGAGGGCGUGACGGCCAUCAUCUUCUGUGUGGAGCUCAGUGGCUAUGACCUGAAGCUUUAUGAGGACAACCAGACGAGCCGAAUGGCGGAGAGCCUGCGUCUUUUUGACUCCAUCUGCAACAACAACUGGUUCAUCAACACCUCCCUCAUCCUCUUCCUGAACAAGAAGGACCUCCUGUCGGAGAAGAUUCGGCGUAUCCCGCUCAGCGUCUGCUUCCCCGAGUACAAGGGUCAGAACACGUACGAGGAAGCCGCGGUCUACAUCCAGCGUCAGUUCGAGGACCUAAACCGAAACAAGGAGACCAAGGAGAUCUACUCGCACUUUACCUGUGCCACCGACACCAGUAACAUCCAGUUUGUCUUCGACGCAGUGACAGAUGUCAUCAUACAGAACAAUCUCAAGUACAUUGGCCUUUGCUGAGGAGCCGGGCGCAGCCUGCUUGCCUGCGGUGAAAACCCACGGGGUGUCACACCCCACACCUCAUGCUGGAGAGGCCCGACCCAGGGGCAGGAAACGGGGGAGUGGCUUGAAGAGUGUGUCCCCACCCCCACCCCCAGCCUCUCUCGCCUCCUUGGCCCCACGUCUCUGCAAACAUAAAUAUAUUUGGAUAGAUUGCUAGGUAGGUAGACACACAGACACACGCACACGCACACGCGCACGCACGUCUGGAGACGGCAACGCUCUCCGGCAGUCAAGGUUUCCUGAAGUUUUCAGAAGCUGCUGUCACAAUUUCAUUCUGAGGCCAUCUUGCCCCCCCCAUCCCCCAUCCACUCUGAGUCGGGCCCCCGCUCUGCACGGGAGGGAGGGUCCACGUUUGACUGCCGAGGAGGGGCCGGCGGGGCUGGGGCCAGGUCCGGCCAGCUGUGCCCAUUGCCUGGGAGAAGGCCAGCUCACCACCUGAGCUCUGGACUGGGGACCACCACUGACCAGGAGGGAGGGCCGGGGCAGGGACUGUACCUUCCCGUCUCAGCCACUCUGUGCCACAUUUGUCCUGUACCUAGGACCAGAGGAAACAAGUGACUGCUCUCACCAGACCUCUGACUACCAGUGGCUUUUACAAAAACAGCUUAAAAAGUGUGCAGCAAAAAACCUAACACAGGCUGAGGAGUGGCACUGUUUAUUUCAAACUAGGCCAGCUGGGUUUCCAGUUCUUCUUCUACUGGUCUGAUGUUUUAUAAAUGGAAACCUGGUUUUUCUUCUCUAGCACCCUUCUUUUUUUUUUUUUUUUAAAUUUUUAUUUUCGGCCAAAUAUUAUGUCUCACGGAGGGGGAAAAAAAAAAACUACAGACAAUUUCAGAUGUGAUCAGAUAUUCUUUUUUAAAUGCGGGUUUUCGGAACACGUUUCAUUUCGGGCGUCCCCUUCUGUGUCUGGUUUGCUGAGUAUAGAAGUUGUCACCUGGACGAUUCUGCUCCUCGGCUCCAAAGAAUCCUGGGGCAAGUGUCCCACGCCAGCCUCAUGGGACAUAUUAUGUAUAUAAGCCUCUGCAAUGUUCUCUUGUUCUUGGUGCCCUUUUCUGCUUUAAAUAAAAUGUGAUGUAUUUAAAGAAGGUUCUUUACCUAGGAGCGAAUGAACAAUAGCUAAAUGUCCUGGUAUUUAAAGUGUAAAUUAUCUAUGGCUUUGCCAAAAUGAAGGAAGGGGGGAGGCGGGCAAGAGAUGGCGCUCCUCGGUCCCCACACACUCCACGCCUGACACGGGCUGGGAGCUGCUCAGACUCCUGUGAAGGCACAGCUAGACUUGUGGCCUGAAGGAGGCCCUGCUGGGACUGUGCACUCCGGCCCUUCUAGCCCCAGGGCCCACAGACGCUGGUCUUGAAAGAGCCUUGGCUGUGUAUAAAUGCAAAGCCCAGCUACCGAGGGGAUGGCAACCACUGGAUCCCUGGCCAAAUCUCUCUCGACCCUUUGUUUGCUACCCGUGUGUCCGAGGUCAGUGUGCAGACCCGCAGCCAAGGAGCUGGAAUGUUUAACAGAGGGAGAAGAGCUGGGGAACCGUAUAAAACUCGAAGAUUGUCUACUUUAAGAAAUAAAAUACCCUGAACGGAGCCAAA
This is a messenger RNA of Rattus rattus (black rat), 3449 nucleotides long. It is a transcript of the gene Gnaz, whose product is annotated as G protein subunit alpha z. The transcript has 3 exons. Gene Ontology annotation, biological process: adenylate cyclase-modulating G protein-coupled receptor signaling pathway. Lineage: Eukaryota; Metazoa; Chordata; Mammalia; Rodentia; Muridae. Gene Ontology annotation, cellular component: heterotrimeric G-protein complex. The coding region runs from base 757 to 1824 and encodes 355 amino acids. The record is from RefSeq and is a predicted model, not a curated record. Gene Ontology annotation, molecular function: GTPase activity; GTP binding; G protein-coupled receptor binding.